AAAUACUUUCUCCUUUUCAUGUACCUAUUCUUCGGUGACGAUUAACUGCAAUGGGCGUUACGGUGCGGAGCAAAAGGAGCUCCAAGAAAUUAACCAGGUUGAAAAUCGGGAGGAGAAGUUGGACAAACGUGUAACAGGAGGAUCAUGCAACGAUUGUUUCAGAAGAUGUGCUUCACUCGGCUACCCAAAAUUAUGGUGCAACUCUAUUCUUUGUAAUUGUCGGAUUGAAGAAACAGUCAAAUUUGACUCGUCGCUGCCCAACUUUUUCCAACAAUUUUUCCAGAAUUUGUAACAUUUAUUCUAUAACAAAUAAAUAUAUAAAUACAUAUAAUUUGAUACUACAUAAGAAAGUAAGUACAUAUGCAAUUACUGUAAUACACUUUAUUGUUUGUGCAUAAAUUUUGAAGGUUUUUUGUAUUUACAAUGUAAUGCUUUAAUUGGGUAGCUGUAAUGCAUAUAAUCAAACAAUACAAACAAGUUUUAACCAAAUUUAUUAGCCUGGGACGAACCUUGUCGGAGAAUUAUUUUUAUGAACAGAAUUUAAUGAAUACAUAUUUUGGACUGCUAAGCUCCAAAUCAUUAACAAUACCGCAUAUCUUUAUUAGAAAUGUAAUUAAUGUUUACCUAAUGCAAAUAAAUGUGUAGAUUGGCAUUUUGUACUCAUUCGUUAUCCUAUAUAGCUAACAUGUACAAAUACUUGGACAAGCUUGGUAUUAAAGUUUUACUACUUCAGUAGUAAAUUUUUAUAGACAUGUAUAAUGUUGAUACCAAGCGGUAGAAACUUUAAUACAGAGAAACCAAUACCUGCGUGACUGAACCAGAUUUCCAACAGGGCGUAAUUACUGAUGUGAGUUAGCAGUAAAUACAAUAUGUAGAAACCGAUAGGUUCAAUCAAAUUCCCAGCUCUGCGAUGUCUUAUUACCAAAAAUUUGUGCUGGUCAUGUUGGCACAAAACAAGUUUAAUAUGAGGAAAAUUAGUUAUGUAUAUACCCCGGGCAAUUAUGCACAUCCUCAAUUUUGUUAUCUAAAUGCCAAAGUAAAAAUUGUUACGACAUUUUGUCAUUUGUAACCCAUAACCCAACAAAAUUGUAAUACUAAUACUCCUAAACAUGUAUUUACAUAUUUACCUAUUCAACAGAGAACCAGAAUUGAAAUAAAUUUUUCUAACCAUACUAAACACAUUUUCUACCAAAAUUUCUCACUCAACUAACAUCCAUCUUGAAGCCAUCACGGUAUAAAACCUCCAUUUUCUAGAUUGCUUUCCGUAAAUUUCUACUAUUAUAUUCCUUCUCGUAAGCUAAACAAUGACUUAAACAAUGACGAGACCAACAACAAGUGUUCACGAUGCCCCAUAUCAUAUGGUGGAAGUUGAAAUAAAACUUAUUUGGCUCGCCUUGGAAAAAUUGUAAACACUUUGAACUCAAAUAUCUCGGAAUGGGGCAGACGAAAUUGCUAAGUUGUUAUAUUUAAAAUAAUCUAGAUUUUCUGAACUAUCUUUUGGUACAAGAAUCAGCGCUGGACUCGUUACCCCCCUUUCCUUUGUCCUAUGCCGCCGCUCCAUAGCCUACUGUGCACCGUCUGGAUCAUAACAGUUGUCACGCUUCUUUUGUCUGUUUUCCUUCUAUCUCUGGGAUUUUACGCUUUGAACAAAAUAUUCUACCUGUUUGAGCUUUUGUUAUACUUUUACGGCUGCCUGAUCGACGAAGUUAGCACCGUCCCGGAAAAGUUGAGCAAUUUCGUUCCCAUUAGAUUCAUAAAUAUUCCGUGGCUCUUGAUCGGCGCGCUGCUAAGUUCUUGCUACUUGAGUAUUUUCAUCACAAAUUUAAACUCACCGCUUCCCGGUGAACGGGUCGAUUCGUAUGAAAAAAUUUCUUGUCAAGAUAACCCUCAAAUAAUCGUGAACAGCACCAUGAUAAGGCACAGGACUAACGAGAGGCGUUUGUUGGAGGGGGAACACAGCAAAAAUUUAACAAUUCCACCCUUCGUUAAAGGUCUGGGAGGAUUCUGUUACACAGUUUUGUCCGAAUUCGUACCAAACUUUUGGAUAAAGUAUUACGUUGCUAAUUUUAAAUUUUCCAAGUUUUAUUCGGAUUUUAACUACAAGUCGGACAAUUUCCCCCCACAUUUGCAACGUUUACUGUAUUUCAUGCUGAAUUCAAGGAUUCGUAAGUAUCCGGAAAAGUUGAGAUUUUCAAACAAUGUAACCACUAACGAAGUAAAUCGUCUUAUCGAGGAAGAAAUUUUGCAGUGUGAGAGAUCAGCUUAUAUCGGACCGUCAAGUGAGGUUAACGCCUAUUAUGACUACUUGACGAGAAAUUAUCCCACGAAAAGUUGGUACCGUGGGGAGAAAACGAUUUUUGAAAGUCUGGUCGGAUUUACCUUGAGGGUUGGGCGGGAAUCAAGGAUGGUUCGUUAUUUUAAAAUGUUUUUAGAUGCAGGGAUUUACAGUCAGGUUGCUAAUCAGGUCGCCCUCGAUGCGACAUUAUUGCGAGAAAGAAAGGCUAAAUUUGGAAACUAUGAGAAAUUUCGGUACGCCACCUCCUUCCAGGCGGUAAGACUUGGCGACAGUAUUCAAACGACUUUCAUACUACUCACCACAUGUCUAGCGGUCUGUUUUUGUGGGGUCGUCGUUGAAUAUGCUUCAUACAAUGGGACAAAUAUCAUCCAAUGGGACGAGUUUACAUUCAUUUGGGGAAAAUUUAUGAAAAGUGCACAGCAAUUCGUGUGUCACAAAAAAUAACGUGUCGCGCAUCUGAAUGCAUGGCGUAUGAAUUUACUCAAUAAACUCAAUAAAAGCGAUUUAAACUUCUUGUCAAUAAUUUACAUCUCAAAUUAAAUUGAAAAGAAAUUAAGAGUCGAUUUCUCUACACGAAAGAAAAUUGCAUGCAUCCCAUCGGCGACUGCAUGAGAAAUCUCAAUUCCACAAUGAAACCGAGGUGAAUAUCCAGUCUCAUUUUA
Folsomia candida is the source of this 2958-nucleotide messenger RNA. RefSeq lists its product as uncharacterized. The record is from RefSeq and is a predicted model, not a curated record. The coding region runs from base 1547 to 2740 and encodes 397 amino acids. NCBI's taxonomy places the organism in Eukaryota, Metazoa, Arthropoda, Collembola, Entomobryomorpha, Isotomidae. The transcript has 2 exons.